UCCUGACACACAUAAUGAAGCUGGAAGAACCUCAAAUAAAAUCAAAAGCUGUCCAGCAUCCCCAGCUGAUCCCUUGGGUUUUCGCUGUUGUUUUCAUCUCACUCCUCAGUGCUUGCUUUAUCACAAGUUGUUUCGUGACUCAUCGCUACUCUUUACAUGGGAAGAGAGGAGGAGGGACGAAGUUAUAUGACUACCACACAAGGCUAACGUGCAUCCGGGAGGAGCCGGAGGCGGGAGCUACAGGAGGUACCUGGACCUGCUGCCCUGUCAGCUGGAGAGCCUUCCAGUCUAACUGUUACCUUCCUCUUAAUGACAACCAGACCUGGCAUGAGAGCGAGCGGAACUGCUCAGGGAUGGGCGGUCAUCUGGCGACCAUCAACAUGGAAGCAGAACAGAACUUUGUGACUCAGUUUUUGGAUCGACGAUUCUCCUAUUUCCUGGGACUUACCAAUGAGAACAUGGAGGGUCAGUGGCAGUGGGUGGACAAGACGCCAUUUAACCCACACAUGGUGUUCUGGCAAGAUGGUGAACCCAGCAGCAUCAUGAAAGAAAACUGUGUUGUCCUUGCUUAUGAUCAAGAUAAAUGGGCCUGGAAUGACUUUCUUUGUCACCUUAAGGAGAGAAGGAUUUGUAAGCUACCUGGAGCAACAUUCAUUUGGAAGCCCUUAAAGUGA
Messenger RNA from Psammomys obesus (fat sand rat), 674 nucleotides. It is a transcript of the gene Clec4d, whose product is annotated as C-type lectin domain family 4 member D. Gene Ontology annotation, biological process: antifungal innate immune response. Bases 15 to 674 code for a protein of 219 amino acids. NCBI's taxonomy places the organism in Eukaryota, Metazoa, Chordata, Mammalia, Rodentia, Muridae. The record is from RefSeq and is a predicted model, not a curated record. Gene Ontology annotation, molecular function: carbohydrate binding. The transcript is spliced from 6 exons. Gene Ontology annotation, cellular component: external side of plasma membrane.